AUGAAUAUAUCAGACUACAAGAUUGAAAGUGGUAAAGGGUGUAUAUAUAAUGGGCAAGCGGGAAGUGGUAAAACAACCAAACUAUGCGAAAUGGUACAAGAAGCGAAAAAACCUCUUGUCUUAGCAUUCACAAAUAAGGCCAUUGAAAAUGUUAAAAAGAGGAUUAUCAGAACACGGGUAAAAAACCCAAAGAAAAAAGAUAAAAAUGCAAAGGAUUAUGCAAAUAAUAUAUGUCAUACUUUCGACUCAUACUUUUGUGAAUGGAAUGGGAGGAACAUUGAUAGUCUUAAGGACAAGACCGUUUUUAUUGAAGAAUUCUCAAUGGUCCCCAACAAGUGGAUAACGACAAUCUACAGAGCAUUUUUAAAAUACAAUAACACAGUAUACAUGUUUGGUGACCCAAAUCAAUGCGAGCCAGUAGAAAGUGGAAGUCAGAUAAACUAUGACUAUCUAGAGUCUAAAACAAUACGUGAAAUGUGCCCAAAGGUCGAAACCCUUAAAUACAUAGAGAAGUCGUGUAGAUAUGACAAGCAAACCCAUGAGAUGUUAAAAACAUUCUUAAAACAUGGUAAAAUCUCGACAUAUUUCCAACCUAUUGAUCAGAAACUUUAUAAAAAUAUCUGUUACUUGAACUCGACAAGAAUAAAGGUCAAUACGCAAUGUUGUGACCAAUUCACAAAGGAUAAGAGGUAUGAAACGGUAGAGUUCAAAUAUGAUAAUAAAAAAGAAAAUUAUAAAGUGUGCCAAAACAUGCCAGUACUAGCAACAACGAAUAUAAAAGACAAAAAAAUAUUCAAUACUAUGGAAUUCGUGAUAGAGGAAAUAAAAGGGAAUAAAUUCAAGGUUAACGAUGAAUGGUUUGAUAAAAAAGAGUUUUCCGAAAGCCUCAUACCGAGCUUCUGCAUUACCGUUUACAAAUACCAAGGAGCAGAUAUUGACGAACCGUAUAACAUUCACGACGUCAACAGGAUGGACAAAAAACAACUGUACACAGCAUUAAGCAGAACGACCAAGUUAGAGUACAUAAAUUUGAACAACAAAGCGAUAAACAAUAAAUAUUUCAACCGUAGAAAACCCACAUUAGAAAUAGUUAAUAGUAAAUUUAAUAGUUUGUACAAGAAUGGAAAGAUAUAUAAAGUAACAUUUAAUAACGGAAUGGUCUAUGUAGGUUCAACCUGUGAAGAUAUAGAAACACGCCUAAAAUGGCAUCUAUCAAACAAGAAGAGCCAAGUAUUCAAACACAAAGACAAGAAACCAAAGAUAGAAUUGAUUAUUAAUGCACCAAGUAACGACAAAAAGAGUUUAGAAAAAGUUGAAAACGGAUAUAUUCACGAAUAUGCAGAAAAAUAUGGUAAACAUUUAAUAAACAUAAAAUCAAAUCCAAAUAUUAAAUCCAAAAAGAUAGAAUACAAUGUAAACAUCGAAAAUAAAAAACAACUUGAAGAGAGAAUAGCCAAACUAGAGAACAAAUUAACCAUCAAAGACGAUACGAAAAAUAAACAAUUCUACUUCGACGCAUUUAUCGAUGGCAAAAGGCAUAAAACAAUGGCAAGAUAUGGAAAAACACCAAAAAAUGAAGCAUUAACAAAGAUCAAUAAGAAGAAGCAAGAAAUAAUCAACAAACUAACCAUUUACUUCGAGUAA
This is a messenger RNA of Orbicella faveolata, 1644 nucleotides long. RefSeq lists its product as uncharacterized. The record is from RefSeq and is a predicted model, not a curated record. Lineage: Eukaryota; Metazoa; Cnidaria; Anthozoa; Scleractinia; Merulinidae.